Messenger RNA from Oikopleura dioica, 1971 nucleotides. The record is from the annotation of a GenBank genome assembly. Lineage: Eukaryota; Metazoa; Chordata; Appendicularia; Copelata; Oikopleuridae.
AUGACGGGUGUGAAUAUGAACAAGGCCGGAAUGGAAGGAGCUCCGAAAGAAGAAAUAAACCGUAUUUACGAAGAGUGCACAAAAAAUAGCGAUUUUACAAAGAAACAAAAAGAGCAAGAACAAAAAUAUAUCGAUUAUGCUCUAAUUGUAAAACAACGAGUUGAAAUUGCUAGCCCCGAUGAAAUCGAGAGUGCACGAAAAACUAUGCAAGAAGCGGUUAAACGAGCGAGAGAGGGCUUGGACUUUAGUAGAGUGCUGGUUCAUGUGGAUAUGGACAUGUUCUUUGCAGCAGUUGAAGAGCUCGAUGAUCCAACAUUGAAAGAAAAGAUAUUCGCCGUUGGUUCUAUGGGAAUGCUCUGCACUUCGAACUACAGGGCGCGUAAAUACGGAAUUCGCGCUGGAAUGCCUGGCUUUAUCGGAGCAAAGCUCGCUGAAAAGUUGGCAAAAGAAAAGCUUCAUCUUGUGCCGACCCGGCAUGAUCGAUACGCUGAGGUUUCGAAGCAGGCGCAGGAAGUUUUUGGACAGUACGAUUCGAACUUCGCGAUGAUGUCUCUUGACGAAGCGUACAUGGAUUUCACCGAGCACUUAGAAGCUCGACUGACGAUGACUGAUGAACAAAAAACCUUCGAUAAUGUUCUCUACGGGAACGACAUCGAAUCAGCAGUUAAAGAAAUGAGACAUCGUGUGUUUUUAGCGACAGGCUUGACCUGCUCCGCUGGAUACGGGCCAAACGUGAUGGUGUCGAAAAUUGCGUCUGAUAUGAACAAACCAAAUGGUCAAUUCGCAGUUGCACAUGAUGAAAACUCAGUUCUUGAUGAUGUUGAUACACUUCUUAAAAUCCUCCGCGAGCUAUCUGAACAGCUCGGCGAUCAUUGCAAAAAGGCUGAAGUCUCCGGAGCUGGUUUCACGCUCAAAGUCAAAACUGACAAAUUCGAUCUUUUCACGCGAUCAAAGAAUUUGCCGAGAGCCAUCAACGACGGGGAAGAGAUAUUCAAGAUUGCAGAGAAGAUGUUUAUGAAAGAGUUUGGCGGGGAAGGCCGAAAAUACAGACUUCUUGGAGUUUCGCUGAAAGAUUUUAAGGAGAAGAGUGAUAAUAGAAUGAUAACGUCGUUUUUCGAAGCUUCUGAAAAUAAAAACAAAGAGAAAGAAAAGGAUGAAGCUGUAUUUUGGACGAAAACUUCACCACAACAAGCGGCAAAUGAGCGCGUUCCUUUGAAAGAAAGCAGGCCGAAUUUUUGGAAUCUUCCCGAGAACGAUGAAAAUGUAUCUUCAAAAGCAACGCGAAAAACUAAUAGCCCUAAAAAAUCGCCAGCAAAGUUCGUCAGAAGAACGAAUUUGCCCUUAUCGUCAAAGCCAGGGCCGUCAAGAGUUAUUGAUCUUGAGGAUUUCUCUGACGAUUCUCGAGGUUCAACCAUUUCAACUGGCGGACGACCGAAUUUUUGGAACUUGCCGCAUGAAAAUCAAGCUGACGAGCCUGGUCCUUCCACCAGCAAUGCUAGAGCCGUCGAGAUUGACUAUAUUUCUGAUGAUUCAAGGAGCUCCACAAUAUCAAAUCUUUCUUCAUGCUCGUCAACAUUGCUGAUCAAAAAAAGAACAACGAUGAGCAGAGAAGUGCCAAAGCUCGUUGAAGAGUACCAAAAUAUGGGAGAAGAAGCCUUACAAACUCGCCUGGAAGAUAUUAUUUGCCCAGAAGAGCUAGAGGAGUUAAGAAAAUUUCAAAACGAAGCUCCCAAGCCGACCAUUUACGUAAAACCAAAAACUGAUCAAUCAAAAAAAUCCAAGCCAAAACCAACUUCAAGAAAAGCCACAAAGAAGAGUCCCAGUACAAAGAAAACCCUCCCAAAAACUUCCAUAAAGGACAGUGCAAUUUCCAAAAUGUUCCAAAAAGCUCAAAAGCGAAAAUCCGACGAAGCCAACUUGACUCAAAACAAGAAACCUCACAAUUCAUCUACCAUUGAAAUCUUAUCCUGA